AUGCCCCAUGCUACCCAGAAUUCGGCCUCCGAGGCCCCGCCGGAUGACGCAUUCGAAAAUGUGAUGCGACAGUUGAACAACUACGAAGACGGUGGCCCGCAGUUCGAUUUCUUGUCGCGUGACUUAGAAGUGGGAGAGAAGGCAGACGAUGCGGUCGACUACGAAGAUUUCGAUGACGACGAACUCCCGGAAGAAGAAGCUGCUCCCAUCUCGACGCCGAGGAUCCUUUCGCAAACCUUCAAGACGAUGACGACGCUGGACUCUUUGGGGAUGGGAGGAGACUUUGGAGACGCCGAUAUCUUUGGUGAUCAUGGCGAGGGAGUACAGACUCAGGAAGAUAACCUAGAUGAUCUUUUCGGCGAAGGCGCUGCGUCUCCUGCUGGUCAGGCUGAUGAGAUGCAUGGUCUUUUCGAAGAUGAGGAACCUUCAUUGACAGAUCAGCCGGUUGAGCUACCGCCCAUUCCUCCGGGCCCAGAGCCUCUAGCAGAACAGAUGGUUCUCGACGACAGCGAGAUCUUGGAUGAUGCCAGUGUCAAGUCCGAGGAGAUGGAUCCUGCAACCCUCCGUGCUUGGAAGCUCCAGCAGCAGUUGUUCGCGAUGUCAUCGAUUGCUGGACCCGACACUCUACCCGCGCCGCCAGAAAACCACGAGGAGCUUCUCCAUUCUCUGUUUCCCAGUUUCGACCGUGACACGCUACCGCGUUGGUUAGAGCUUAUCCCACAGAAGAGGGCCUAUUUCCUCGGAAAGCAACCCCUCAAAGUUCCGAAACCAGUCCUACCUACAAAAGUCAAUAUCGAAUUGGCUCCUGAUCAGGAACGCGUCUUCAGGACUGGCCAGCCGAACAAGCGUGGUCUGGACCAUGAGUCUUUUGGUGUCGUCGUGAUCACCGAGACCACCCAGCAAGAAGAAGAGGAACAGGAAGCGAAGGAAGAUUUCGAAAUGGGCGGUGCCGAUACUGAAGAUGUACUUCCAGGUGGCUUUACCAUGCAAGACCUUCGUACCAUCUGCGCAGACUGGGAUGUCAAGGAUGAGGAUCCCUCCACUGAGAAGGAACAAAAGUCAUCUGCACCGACCGAGUCUGCACCCUUUGAGGACGACCAAGAUUGGAUGUUUGAUGAGGAUCACCCAUCCAAGAAGCGCAAGACUGGCCCAUCUCCCAUGGACGUCAUUGGGCUAGCCCAUCUGGAUAUACCGCUACUAGAUGACCCCGAGCAAGCGAUCACGCAAAUAGCCAAGAAGGUUACGAUCGAUAUGAACGACCCUCAUCUUCUUGUCGAGGAGCUACGACCUGACGCAACUGUUCACAAGCCAAGACAGAAUCUUCUUCGCUCCAGAGAAGACAUGGACGUGAAUGUUACUCGCCGACUCACACAGCGAUACAACAUUUCAAACGAUACGGCAUACGACAUGCUAAAGCAGAACCAUCAGAAUAAGAUUCGAUCGACUCUUGGCAAUGUCACCCUCGAGCACGCUUUGCCAGCUUUACGAUUGCAGUGGCCAUACUACAAGACAGAACUAGGAAAGACUGAGGCUAGAUCUUUUCACCGUCCGGCCAUGGCGUUCCGUGUUGGACAAACGUCUUGGUUCAAGAAUUCUGCGCAUAUUAAGCGCAAGCAUCAAAAGGGCAAAGAUGCCAAGGCCCUAUAUGAGAACACAAAAUCCCUGUCCAUGGCCGACAACUCGAAUGUGUUGCUCGUUGAAUACUCCGAGGAAGCGCCUUUCGUUCUCUCAAACUUUGGCAUGUGCAAUCGUUUUAUCAACUACUACCGACGAAAGAAUCCCGAUGAUCCAACCCGCCCGAAGGCAGAGAUUGGAGAAACAGCCGUCCUGCUUCCCCAGGACAAGAGUCCAUUCUCUAUUUUUGGUCAUGUGGACCCUGGCGAGAUCACCCCGGCAAUAUCCAACUCCAUGUACAGAGCGCCCCUGUUCCCCCACCAAGCCAAAGGAAACGAUUUCCUUGUCAUUCGUAACAGCACUGGUUCUGGGGGUAGCAAUUAUUACAUACGCAACAUUGAAAACUUCUAUGUUGCUGGACAGCAGUUCCCAUCCGUCGACAUCCCCGGUCCCCAUUCGCGCAAAGUCACUACCGUUGCGAAGAAUCGGAUGAAGAUGCUUGUGUACCGGCUGCUCAAGAAGAGUGCUGAUGAAAGGCUCGCUAUCAGUGACGUUACUGCCCACAUCCCCGGUACCACUGAUAUGCAGAAUCGACAAAAAGUCAAGGAUUUCCUCCAACAUGACAAGGAUACCAAGUAUUGGAAACCUUUGGAUCCUGUCCUCCCAGAUCAAGACACUAUUCGCUCUUGGGUCCAACCUGAAGAUGUCUGCUUGUUAGAAUCGAUGCAAGUUGGUCAACAACAUCUCCACGACACUGGAUUUGGAAAUGAUGCCGAGACCGGCGGGGACAAUGAAGAGGAUGAGGAAAGCGAGAGCUUUGAACAGCAGAUGGCUCCUUGGAAGGCCACCCGCAACUUCCUGCUAGCAUCACAGGGCAAGGCCAUGCUGAAGCUUCACGGUGAAGGCGAUCCUACCGGCCGUGGCGAAGGUUUCAGUUUCAUCAAGACAUCCAUGAAGGGUGGAUUCAAGGCCAUCGGCGAGAGUGUGGAAGACAAGCUGGAUGCCCAGCGUCUCAAGGAACUCGGCGGCCACAGCUACAAUGUUGCCCGCCAACAGAAGUCAUACGAGACAUCUAUCCGCCGAAUUUGGGAUGCGCAGAAGGCUAGUCUUUCAUCCACCGUCGAGCACUCCGACCAGGAGAGCGACAUCGACCAGGGCGAGGAAGAAGAAUUCAACAAGCCCACCCCACGAUCCGAAGCACCUACCCCGGCACCCAAUAGACGCGGCGACGACGAAACAACCAGUCAGUACAGCCGCAUGAGUUUCGCCAGUCAAAAAGGCAAGGUCUUGCGCAUUACUCGUCAGUUCAAGGCUCCAAAUGGAGAAAUUCUGCAGAAAGAACAGCUUGUCUGGGACCCCCGCGUUAUCAGACACUACAUGCAGCAUCGCCACCGCACGGAAGCCCUCACUACCAAGCUGGAAUCUCUCCAACCAACCGGUGAUCCCGAAGUGGACGCUCGCAACCGUAAGCUCAUCGAAGCCGAGCUCAGCCGCCUGAAUCGCAACAAAGAGCGUCGAUUCGCUCGCGAGAAGCAGAAGGGUAUUACUCGCCCUGGCGAUUCUCCUGCUGAUGGCAAACCGGCUGGUACUCAGCGCAAGUGCGCCAACUGUGGCCAAGUUGGACACAUCAAGACGAAUAAGAAGCUUUGUCCCUUGCUCAAUGGUACGAUGAAACCUGAAGAUCGCGUGACGGAUUCGGCUUUCUCGAUGAGUGCACCUGUACUCUGA
Penicillium maclennaniae is the source of this 3342-nucleotide messenger RNA. Its product is annotated as DUF3591 domain-containing protein. The transcript has 2 exons. Gene Ontology annotation, molecular function: RNA polymerase II general transcription initiation factor binding; RNA polymerase II general transcription initiation factor activity; histone acetyltransferase activity. The coding region runs from base 1 to 3342 and encodes 1113 amino acids. Lineage: Eukaryota; Fungi; Ascomycota; Eurotiomycetes; Eurotiales; Aspergillaceae. Gene Ontology annotation, cellular component: transcription factor TFIID complex. The record is from RefSeq and is a predicted model, not a curated record. Gene Ontology annotation, biological process: RNA polymerase II preinitiation complex assembly; transcription by RNA polymerase II.